AUGAAGAGAAGAUGCGGCGAAAACAGCCACGAGACUUCUUCACCAUUGACGACGCGACUUCUUCACGAUAUCGAUAUACCUCUCGAUCUAACGGUGGAGAUACUAAAGAAACUCCCGACUAAAUCACUUAUGAGGUUCCGAUGCGUUUCGAAGCUAUGGUCAUCGAUUAUCACCAUGCGUAGGGACUUCAUAGACUGGAUCGUGACUCGCUCUUUGACUCAGACUCCGUGUGAUGCCCAUCGCAUCUUCAACAUGAAUUUGCGCUGCUACACGCAAUGUUACUUAAGCUUUUCAUCUACUAACGCUCGAAACACUCACAAAGAAUCAGUAUCAAUCCCUAGAACAGCAGGACAAUACGUCCGAGGUUUGUUUUUAUGUUUGCCAUGCAAGAGUCUUGAGGCAGCUAUAUCUAACCCUACCACAAGGCAGUACUUUAACUUACCAAAGAUGAAACAUUCAGGUAAAGGCAAUUGCUUCUUCGGAUAUGACCCUCUCGAAAAUCAGUACAAAGUAUUGUUCAUACCAAAGGAACCUGCGGAGCAGCCUUGUCAAGUUUUUACAUUAGGAGAUCCCAUGGCGAAGCAGUGGAGGAACAUCCAAGGCAUUGAAUCUCAGUUUCCAAUCCGAUAUGCAUAUCGUGAAAUUUGCAUCAACGGGGUUAUCUAUUUUAUAACAAGGAGCACAGACACUAGUUUUGAGUAUAAUAAACUGAUAAGUUUUGAUAUUAGGUCAGAGAAAUUUCAUCAUAUUGACACUCCAAAAACACUGAUAAAAUUGGGUUGGUUUCCGAUAAACUACCAAGGAAAGUUAGGACUCAUGUAUUGCAAGGACUGCGUGGAAAUUUGGGUUAUGGAGAAUGCUGAGAAGAAGACACAAAGAUGGUCCAAGAUUUUCUUUUAUGAGAUGGCAGGUUUUGAAAAAUGGUGCGUACCGGGUGUUACUCGUGGUGGUGAGAUUGUGUUUUCAAAUUCGGGAUGCCUAUAUGAUAAUGACGUGUUACGCGUCUUCUAUUAUAAUCCGAAUUGCAACAGUAUGAGAUAUGUUGACCUCGAAGACAUUUAUCCUAAGGAAAGUAGGCCGAAAACCUCUCUAUUUAUCUGGACUAUUCCGGAUUAUGUCGAGAACACAAUGUGUUUGUAUUAG
Molecule: messenger RNA, 1143 nt
Organism: Microthlaspi erraticum
Lineage: Eukaryota; Viridiplantae; Streptophyta; Magnoliopsida; Brassicales; Brassicaceae
Source: the annotation of a GenBank genome assembly